Molecule: messenger RNA, 1761 nt
Organism: Myotis myotis
Lineage: Eukaryota; Metazoa; Chordata; Mammalia; Chiroptera; Vespertilionidae
Product: DDB1- and CUL4-associated factor 8-like
Exons: 1
Coding region: 1-1761 (586 amino acids)
Cellular component (GO): cytoplasm; Cul4-RING E3 ubiquitin ligase complex
Molecular function (GO): protein binding
Source: RefSeq, a predicted model, not a curated record
AUGUCUGCCUAUGGGCGCGGCGCAGGGGGCUCCGGGGACCAGUCAUGGAGGGAGGCCCGGGUGCGAACAUCCAGGGACCUGCGUGGAAGGUCCCAGGCCCAGAGGGGCUGCAGAGUGAGCAGGCACAGAGGCGGCAGCGGGGACGCCGUCGCUCCCCUCCUGGCCGGCGCAGACCCCGAAAAUGACAGCAUGGUCCCGGGGAUGCAGGGAGCCAGAGCAGAAGCCACAGGCGAGUACUCGUACUCGGACCGCGAGCCCAGAGAGGAAGGGGCGGCGGCGGAGGAAGCAGAGGAAGCGGAGGGGGGCGAGGAGGCGGCCCAGGGGCGGCACAGCGCUCGGAGCGGUGGGGCCUGGCCUGCCCAGCGCGUGUCCCAGGGGGACAGGGCCCUGGAGAACUGGGUGUCCUCGGAGACCUCGGCCCUGCCCCGGCCGCGCUGGCAGGUGCUCACUGCGCUGCGCGACCGCCAGCUGGGCUCCAGCGCCCGCUUCGUGUAUGAGGCCUGUGGGGCCCGCGCCUUCGUGCAGCGCUUCCGCCUGCAGUACGGGCUGGAGGGCCACAGCGGCUGCGUCAACAGCGUGCACUUCAACCAGCGCGGCACCUGGCUGGCCAGCGGCAGUGACGACCUCACCGCGAUCAUCUGGGACUGGGUGCGCCAGCGCCCCGUCAUGGCCUUCAACACGGGCCACAGAAAUAACGUCUUUCAGGCCAAGUUCCUGCCCAACUGCGGCGACUCCACCCUGGCCACGUGUGCCCGCGACGGGCAGGUGCGCGUGGCACAGCUGCCCGCUAUCUCGCUGAGCAGGGUUUCUAAGCGUGUGGCCCAGCACAGGGGGGCCUGCCACAAGGUGGCCCUGGUGCCAGACUCCCCUGUCAGGUUCCUCACGGCGGGGGAAGAUGCGGUUGUCUUUGACAUUGACCUCAGGCAGGACCACCCAGCUUCCAGAGUGGUGGUCACCAAAGAGAAUGAGUCCAGGGUGGGCCUGUACGCAGUCUUUGUGAAUCCUGCCAAUAUUUACCAGUUUGCUGUCGGGGGGAGGGACCAGUUUGUGAGAAUUUAUGACCAGAGGAAAAUCAAUGAGACUGACAAUAACGGGGUGCUCAAGAAGUUCUGCCCUCAUCAUCUGGUCCACUGUGAGUCCCAGUCAUUCAUCACCUGCCUGGUGUACAGCCACGACGGCACAGAGCUCCUGGUCAGCUACAACGACGAAGAUAUCUACCUCUUCCACUCCUCCCACCCGGAUGGGGCCCAGUACGUGAAGCGAUACAAGGGCCACAGAAAUAAUGCCACGGUCAAAGGUGUCAAUUUCUAUGGGCCCCGGAGUGAGUUUGUGGUGAGCGGCAGUGAUUGCGGGCACAUCUUCCUCUGGGAGAAGUCGUCCUGUCAGAUCGUUCAGUUCUUGGAGGGGGACCGGGCAGGGAACAUCAACUGUCUUGAGCCCCAUCCUUACCUGCCUGUGAUGGCCACCAGUGGCCUAGACCACGAUCCCAAGAUCUGGGCACCCACAGCUAAAGCGGCCACCAAGCUUCUUGGCUUAAAGGACCUGGUUAAGAAGAACAAGCGGGAUCGAGAUGGAGACGGCUCGGGCCACAGCAACCCGAUUCAAAAUAACAUGCUUUCGUUCCUCAUGCAUCACAUCACACGCAGAAGUCAUCCCCUUUCAGGGCGUCGUCCCAGGGCACCUCUUGAAGGGAGAGUCCCGGAUGCAGAGUCAGAUGAGUCUUCUCGUUCCUCAGAUGCAUCCGAGGAGGAAGAAAACUGA